GCAAGCAACCUCAUCCCACCGUCUACCACAACUCUGGUCCACCACCUCCUCGACGACCGUAGCGACGAAACCCCAGAUCUCGUCAUUCUACGGCCCAUCUCACAUACAGCCGCUUCUUUUUCUCCUUCACAAUCCACCAUCAUGGACGCCCUCGUGGCCAAGUACAGCCGCCCCGCGGCAGAGGAAUCAGACCCCUUCGAGAAUGAGCUCGAGUCUCACGAUCUCAUGAACCCGGCGGAUCAUCUCUCUCUUAAAUUUGCCAUGCCACCCGUGGCUCAGCCUUCCUCAUGGCUCCGCGCUGCGACCGACGACCGAUCCAACCCAGAGUGCCCCAUCAAGAUCGCCCACGGUACCACAACCCUCGCCUUCCGCUUCCAGGGCGGCAUCAUCGUCGCGACCGAUUCCCGUGCCACCGCCGGCGACUGGAUUGCCAGCCAGACCGUCAAGAAGGUCAUUGAGAUCAACAGCGUGCUGCUGGGCACCAUGGCCGGUGGCGCCGCCGACUGCCAGUACUGGCUCGCCUGGCUGGGCAUGCAGUGCCGUCUGCACGAGCUGCGUCACAAGCGCCGCAUCAGCGUCGCCGCCGCGAGCAAGAUUCUCGCCAACCUGGUGUAUUCGUACAAGGGCAUGGGACUGAGCAUGGGCACCAUGUGCGCGGGCGUGACGGCCGAGGAGGGGCCUGCGCUGUACUACGUCGACAGCGACGGGACACGGCUGGCGGGCAACCUGUUCUGCGUGGGGUCCGGUCAGACGUUUGCGUACGGUGUGCUGGACGCCGAGUACAAGUACGAGCUGAGCAACGAGGCGGCACUGGAGCUCGGGCGGAGGAGUAUCCUCGCGGCGGCGCAUAGGGAUGCUUACUCUGGUGGCUACAUCAACCUGUACCACAUUGAGGAGAAGGGCUGGACACGCCACGGCUUCAGCGACACGAACCCCAUCUUCUGGAAGACUAAGCUCGAGAAGGGCGAGUUCUCCAACGUCACGAGCGAGCUGGAGUAGACGGGGCGGGAAUGGUAGUGGGAGACGCAGCAGCAGAUCAAACAGCUGUACAACAAAUGAAGAAUAACGACUCAAUUAAGACUUGCUCUAAUCUAAA
This is a messenger RNA of Emericellopsis atlantica, 1096 nucleotides long. Its product is annotated as proteasome catalytic subunit 3. The transcript has 2 exons. The coding region runs from base 142 to 999 and encodes 285 amino acids. Gene Ontology annotation, molecular function: threonine-type endopeptidase activity. Gene Ontology annotation, cellular component: proteasome core complex. Lineage: Eukaryota; Fungi; Ascomycota; Sordariomycetes; Hypocreales; Bionectriaceae. The record is from RefSeq and is a predicted model, not a curated record.